CAGCAGUGACUGGCUUCACUGCUCCCCUCAGUUAGUCACCAGUCAGCGGGGUUUCGGUAGUCCGGUAGGUGGCAGUGAAUGUUCUCAGGUAUAUAGGGAGGGCAGGUUGUGGAGGGGGGCGUGUGUUGCUCUUGCUCAAGCGCUCCCAUGUUGCGUAGUCUGGAAACCUGACGUGGAGGGCAGCCGAGCAGAGCGCUGCUGAGUGACAGAGAGACAGAGAGAGUUGCGGCAGAUCCAGAAAGUGCCUGUGCCCGCGCUGCGCUCCUCUCCUCUCCAGAGGCGCGCGACUGGCGACGCGCUCCGACACCGGUCGGCUGGAGGAUCCUCACUUUUGACUGGAACAGACUCCGCUGGCAGGGAAAACUAACAUUCACUGACUUAUGAGAGCGAUGCACUGGCAGCAUGGCCAAGUGGUUCAAGGAGCACCUAGGAUUCAAAACUACCAAAGCACCCCCUCCGGCGCCUCCGAAACCGGACUACAGACACUGUCACACCGGUGUGCCCGCCGGUGGUGGCUACCUGCAGCAACAACCGAGCUCCGGGGCCACCUUUCCAAGCCCGGCUCAACCGGACAUCCUCGCUGCUUACAAACUCCAGAAGGAGCUGGACUUCGAGGACCCGUACACUCCAGGUGGAAACAUUUCCUUCGCACAGAGCUGCUUGAACAGUACUGUGGUGGUGGGGUCGCCGGAUAUCAAGUAUGUGUCGCCAAAACACCGACUUAUCAAGGUGGAAACUAUCGAGAAGAGCAGCCCGGCUCCGGGCGGCGGGGGCACCGUCAGCCAGGCUGUCGCUGUGGGGAGCGUUAAGUCUCCCACUUCACCUCCGUCAGACCACGACAACAACAAGGAGAAGCUCAUCAUCCUUGAAGACUACGCGGACCCUUUUGAUGCCGAGCAGGCUGGCGGCACUCAGACCACUACGGAAAAAGUGACGACGGAGAAUGACGGCUACAUGGAACCAUAUGAGGCCCAGAAGAUGAUGGCAGAAAUACGAUCCGGUGGGCGAGGAACUAAGGAUGGAUCGGCGAGGCAGCUGCCCCUGUAUGACACGCCGUACGAGCCGUCCGAGAACGGUGGCGACUCGGACCCUGAACGCUCGCGCUGCCCCAGAGAGAGCCGGCUGCCCCAGGAUGACGAGCGACCCCCUGAGGAGUAUGACCAGCCCUGGGAGUGGAAGAAAGAGAGGAUUUCCAAAGCCUUUGCAGUAGAGAUUAAAGUGAACAAGGACCUACCGUGGCCCCCUCCCGUCGGGCAGCUCAACACCAGCCCUCCGCUGGUGGAGGAGCUGGAGUCUCCCGGCUCCCAGACACCUCAGCCCUCGCCAGGACAGACGAGCUGUGACCAGCACCACCAUGUCCAGUUUGACGGCGUGGACAAGUCUCGAAUGUCGCCCACCAAGGACGGGAAAACCCGCCCGCUGCAGCGACACUCCAGUGGCUGUCUGGUCAACACCAAAAUGUCUUCGCUGGACCACUCCUCUCUCGGGGAGCGUAUUGACCCCACCAUGCCCCUGGAAAGCCAGUUCUGGUAUCACGGAGCGAUCAGCCGAACAGAUGCUGAGUCUCUGCUCAGGCUGUGUAAGGAGGCCAGCUACCUGGUGAGAAACAGCGAGACCAGCAAGAAUGACUACUCCCUCUCCCUUAAGAGCAGCCAGGGCUUCAUGCACAUGAAGCUGUCGCGGACGAAGGAGAACAAGUACAUCCUGGGCCAGAACAGCUGCCCUUUUGACAGCGUGCCCGAGAUCAUCCAUUUCUACUCCAGCCGCAAGCUGCCCAUCAAGGGCGCCGAACACAUGUCCCUGCUCUACCCUGUAGCCAUCAGGACACUAUAGUGCUCUGGGUCACCUGCAGGCGUCGGCCCCUGCGGUACCCACUGGGCCACCCUGUGGCUCCUCGCUUCCUGUCCCUCUGGACGGAGCCCAGUGGGCUCGCGGGAAGACGAACAGUGGCAUCCCAAAAAAACUGCUGAUCCCGACUCACCUCACUGGCCGACGGAUUCCAGACCUGUUUUGAAGGCCUACUGCAUACCAUCUUACACAUACAGACUCAAUGUUGCAGAAGUCUUUAUUGUUUUUUAUUUUAUUUUAUUUAUGACACCCACUUCUUUGCAUCACAGACUGACUAUCUGAUGAACAAUCAUUUCAUUGAUUCUUGAGCUGAUUUCCCUUAGCACUUAAAACACUCAAAGAAAAAGAUAGGUACAACAUUGUGUCACUGGGGGCGUACCUUUUUAUCAUAACAUGUUGUACCUUUUUUCCUAAGAGUGCACUUCAUGAGCAUUGUGUGUGAACUAGUUUGUUAGCUCAUUUGGUUCGGCUCUGUUGAUACUGUAAUUGUUUGUAAGGGGACUUGAAGAUUGUAGGAGCCGUGUAAGGGAAGCGACGUUUAUGAGGCAUGUUGGGUGAUAUUGUCCACAUGGGCCCCAUACAGUGGUCAGGAUAUUGAAUAAACCGGCCUUGUAUGAAUGGUGUGUCCCCAGCUGCGCGGAAAUAACAGGCCUGUGAGCAGUGCAGACUGAUCUCUCUAUCUUGUCAUAGUGCAUGCUGUCUGCUAUCCAUCACCGAGUGGGUGUAUCACACCAAUGACAGUGUAAGUACCAUAGUGGUGAGACAGGCAGGAGAUCAUGAUGGAUGGGUCAACCCGUCUGACACAGUACAAUUGGCUGAGGCUGGAGACCAGAGCCUGUCCAAAUGGACCAAAUUAGCCCCGCUAUCCCUCCUUAGAAUGGCUUUGCAUCGGGAGAAUGAAAUAUGCCUGCAUUGUCUACCUCAGAAAAAUCAAUUUCAUUCGCCCAUCUGCAGAUCAAUAGGUACAAUGGGAUUGCAGACAUCGAUCUGCCCUCCCUUCGACAUUCCCAAUUCCCUUAAAAAUUGCGUCAUCGGUUUUAGGAACAUGCGUUUUGAAACCAAGAUAUUUUUUUUCAAGCAGAUUUUUCCAGAUCAGCAAUUGUAUGUAUAGUCACUAAUAUGAUACUGUGUGAUGUCAGUAACAAAUGUUUGGUUAAUGCCUUAUAAUGCAUGGGUCAAAUCAGUCCGCUAGAUCAGCUGAUUUCCAGUUCUGCUUUUAACGAUUGUUCUGUGACUGUAAUUUAUUCUGGGGUAAUUAUUACUGAUGUGUUACUCCUUUCGUGAUGGCCCGUCGGCCCCCCUGCCCUUGCUCCUCAUUGUCCUGUGCCGAUGUGAUCGUGUUUUUUGGGACUACUCCAGCCUCUUUUUACUGUGGUGCUUUGCAUUUUUUUUUUUGUUCUUUCAAGUUCUGCUAAAUGCACGUUUGCCUCGGUGGCCUGAUGACCGGGACACGAGUCACGGUGUCUCCUGACCAACUGGGUCGUCGAGCCUCGCGUGAGAGACGAUCGCAUAUUAUUCUCCUCCCCCCGGACCAAUCACAGUGCAACCUGUUCGAACUGGGAUAAACCACCUACCUUCAUUCUGUCAUGCUUCCACUUUGCAUUAAAAUCUCUCUAUCACCUACCCUUUACUACCAGAUGUGCAUACAUGUGUGAAUGUGAGUGCAUGUGUCCGGUAUAUGAGAAUGUGUGCACAGACUCUCUGAGUUCCAGUGUGUUGUUUUUUUGUUACCCUGCUGGUACAAACUGGUGACAGCCCUUGCUUGAACCUCUUUGGUUGUCAGAACCUUUUUUUUAUUUCGCCCUUAAACUCAAGAAACUAGAAUUCAGCCCCAUGACUCUUUAAUUUUAAUUUCUCCUCGUGUUUUCUCAUUAACCACAUUUUAAUUUAGCAACUCCUAGGAAUGACAUGUCUGUCUUGUGGCCUGCUCUUUGCAGGUUAUUGUAAUAUUUUUAGUCCCCAGCAUAUAAUACUGCUGACCAAUUACAGCAAGAAGAAUUCUAAUGAGAGUGCUUAAUACUUGUAACAAACUGCCUCUGCAGAGGAAACCUUUGUCAGUCUUGUGAGUUGCAAAAUGCUGUGGUUUAAUGAGCAAAUCCCAGUAAAAAUGGAAAUUUUAGGGGGGCUUUGGUCCAAGCUGAAAAUGACUGACACUAGGAAUUAGAAAGCGAUUAAGCGAGCAUGACCACUCUAUAUACGAAGUCAAAUACAUUUUGGCUUUCUCCGCUGUGUGCUAUGCAACUAUAAACUGCAGUCAUUGAAGGGAAAAAUGAUUGGAGUGUGUGCCUCCACCAAAUGUUUAUGACAAAUGUGAUGGUACAAAAAUGUCCACCGGUAAGUAAUCCGCAGAAGUUAAAGGGAAUAGUGUGCAGAAAGUUGGAUGUAUACAGACGUUUAUUUUGUUGGUGCAGUAAGUGAGUAGACAGAUGUUGCUGUCAUUAGAUAAGUAUGUCAUAUGAGGGCGUCUGUUCACGUGAUGAGGCGAACUCUGCAGCUUUAUUAAGGAAUAGUAUGUGAUGUCGAAGUGGACCUAUGUAUUUCCUUGAGAGCAGAUAUCCUAAGAAGAAAUAAAACUAUACGUGUGAUGUAUCCUUUAUGUUCCGAAUGUUCCCUGUUUAAGAGAUCAAAUGUUGACAGUAGAGGCUCUUUAUUUAGUUACUGCUGCUGCUGCUGAUGAGUGUUACUCUACUAUAGGAAAGAGCCUGCGUGUGACGGCCGCACUGCCUAGAGAGAGGCCUUAGCUUUGGAGAAAGGGAAAAUGAGAAUAGGGGGGAGGGAUUUGCUGCAAUCAGCAGACACACUCUUCACAUUCGUAUAUUUCUAUUAUGAGAACCUGAAAGAACCCUUCUCCCUUAGAAGUGUCUUAAAGUGUGUGUGUGUGCGCACAAUUGUUCAUGCAUGAAACAGUGUUUGUGUGUGAGUGUGUGUUUGUGUGUACUGGUGUAAGCAACCAUCAGCCAUUGACUUGCCCCGUGUGUGUCUUCACUUUACUGUGGUAAAGUGGCAUGUAUGAGUUUCCUCUGUGUACAUUUCCGUGCCACGUAUGUAUGCACUACUAUAACAUAUCUCUGUACAGUCCCUCAUGGCCAAAUGUAUAUACUGAAUGUAUUGUAUGGGGACAUAGAGGCAUCAAGGUUCAAAAUAAAUAAAAUCGGGUUUAUGAGUUAACGUGUGA
Molecule: messenger RNA, 5023 nt
Organism: Sebastes umbrosus (honeycomb rockfish)
Lineage: Eukaryota; Metazoa; Chordata; Actinopteri; Perciformes; Sebastidae
Gene: shf
Exons: 7
Coding region: 403-1833 (476 amino acids)
Molecular function (GO): phosphotyrosine residue binding
Source: RefSeq, a predicted model, not a curated record